Messenger RNA from Verticillium dahliae VdLs.17, 1236 nucleotides. Its product is annotated as cell division control protein. The transcript has 2 exons. Lineage: Eukaryota; Fungi; Ascomycota; Sordariomycetes; Glomerellales; Plectosphaerellaceae. The coding region runs from base 1 to 1236 and encodes 411 amino acids. Gene Ontology annotation, molecular function: RNA polymerase II complex binding. Gene Ontology annotation, cellular component: Cdc73/Paf1 complex. Gene Ontology annotation, biological process: positive regulation of transcription elongation by RNA polymerase II; transcription elongation by RNA polymerase II. The record is from RefSeq and is a predicted model, not a curated record.
AUGGCGUCCGCCGAGCAGGACCCGCUGCUCCUCCUGCGCCAGUCCAUCGCCUCCAAGCGCGCCGCGAUCCCCUCAGCCUCCCCAGACGCCGCCGACGAGGCCCCCCUCGCCCGAGCCACACACCUGCACUUCCCUCACCCGCGACCAGUCUCCAUCAGCCUCGGCACGCCGACGCGCUUCAUCAGCAGCGACCGCCCCGUCGACCUGCGCUCCAUCUACUUUGCCUGGCUCAACAAGGAUGUCGCCAUCCCCGAGUACAACGCCUCGGCCACGCGGCUCAACGACGACCUCGGCGCCCUCGGCAACGUCCAGAACCUGGCCUUUGUCGAGCGCCUCGAUCUCUUCACCUGGCUCGAGGGCGCGAGCGAGGAGUCGGAGCACAUCAGGCCCUUGGCCGGCGAGGGCAAGGACGGCGCCGCCGCCGCCAGUGCCGUCAAGGCUGCGCCGUCGGCCGCCGUCGCGCGGAGUGGACGCGGGACGCUCGACCCGCGGCUGGCUGUCAUCUACAACGGCGAGCGCAGGAUGGGCGAUCGCAAUUCCGUCCUUCGCGGCGUCAAGCCCACGGACUUCUCCCACGUCCGCAAGCUCGCCGCACCGUUCAUCCAGAAGAAGCCCGGCACGGGCCCGAACCCCGUCUCCGCCAACCCCUCCCUGGCGCUCAACCAAAAGGCACCCUCACGCCGGCCCGACCCCAUCAUCCUCCUCUCGCCCUCGGCCUCGUCCAUCCUGCGCAUGUCCAACAUUCGCUCUUUCCUCGAGCAGGGCCGCUACGUCGCCCCCGACAGCAGCAGCGCCUCGUCGUCGUCGGGCAUGCUCCACGUGUCCCGCGUCCUCAAGGACAUUGACCCGGCGCGCCCCAUGCGCUUCAUCCUCGUCGAAGGCCCCGAGCAGUUCAAGCCCGAGUACUGGAACCGCGUCGUGGCCGUCUUCACGACGGGCCAGACGUGGCAGUUUAAAAACUACAAGUGGAACCAGCCCCAGGAGCUCUUCCGCCACGUCCAGGGCAUCUUUGUCGGCUGGCGCGGCGAGACGCCGCCCGAGAACGUGCGCAACUGGGGCCACCGCGUCAUGCAGCUGGGCGUCGACAGACCGCGGCACGCCGUGGGCGCCGUCCCCGGCGCCGGCGACGCCGCGCGCUUCCGCGACAAGGAGGUCGUCGAGGCCAUCUGGAAGCAGGUCGAGGCCCAGAUGCGGGCCAAGGGGUGGACCAAGAACACGGCACCGACGCUCAUCUAG